This is a messenger RNA of Oreochromis aureus, 3157 nucleotides long. RefSeq names its product sentrin-specific protease 1 (gene senp1). The record is from RefSeq and is a predicted model, not a curated record. NCBI's taxonomy places the organism in Eukaryota, Metazoa, Chordata, Actinopteri, Cichliformes, Cichlidae. The transcript is spliced from 18 exons. Gene Ontology annotation, cellular component: nucleus. Gene Ontology annotation, biological process: protein desumoylation. The coding region runs from base 528 to 2702 and encodes 724 amino acids. Gene Ontology annotation, molecular function: deSUMOylase activity.
ACCUCGAAUCACCCAAUCACAAUGUACGAUGGUCAGACGCUCGGUUCAGCCAUGUUGUGGUUUUGAAUGAGGAAGAAGCGGGAGAUGUUAUUCUUCAACGAGUUUAUUUACAAUUUGUUGUCACGUUAAGGAUAUAUAAAUGAGUUAGGGUGUAACCCAACAUGAUUUUCGUUUUCCUGAACGCGUCGGUUGCGACUUAUCGCAUUCCCGUUGUAAUUUAAACAUACUUUCAUAAAUUAGCCGUGUAGCUAACAACGUUAGCUAGCAGGAUAGUUAGCCUAGUUUGCUAGUUAGGUAGGUAGCUAAUUGUAAGCUAAAUAUCAGGCGGUUUUGCGAGUGUUCGUGUGGUAAUAAAAUGCCAUUUGUUAGGAGUGUUGGUGUUUGAAGCAGUCUCGGCUAACUUUCCCCGGUCGAAAAAAAGCACAUUAGCUUAAUUGGGUUUGACUACACAGACACUAAGGCUGACUCAAAUCAGUGACAGCGAUUUGUCUUGAAACUAGCGCCGUUAUUUCCAAAACUUUUGAGCCAUGUUGAAUAAAAUCUGCGAGUGGAUAGAAACGAGCGUUGCCAGUCUUCGCAAUGGUGUACCAGCUGCCGAACACCCACAUGCUCAACGCACACCAAGAGAUGGUCAGAUGAGGAGGAAAAGACCCUUUGAAUGUUUGGAAGAUGGCCAUAACAUCGACCAAGAUGGCUUGGUGAUAAAGAAAUCACGAAUGGGGGAUCUUAUCGACACAGUCAAGAAUGCAGCUGAAGGGGUUAAGAAUCACAGCUCCAAUGUGGCUGCAUGGAUGAAGAACAAUGUAAGUCCUGCCUUGAGGAAUAUGCUGCCUACCUCCCCUGGUUUGCCACCUGGAGAACCUCAUCCACGCCCCUCAACAUCAUCAGCAAUUUGGACAGGGAGGCCGAUCCUUGACAGGAAUUCUCAGAAUGAGACAUUUGCUGCUCCCUCAACAACUUUGCAGUGGAAAACAUCAAAAUCUGAUUGGUUGCGUAAUGAGAAGUCAAAUACAGGAUCAAAAGUUUGUAGGCGACAAGCGUGCAUGAGUCCUGUGCAUCGUGAGGUGCCAAAAACAAACGGGCAUUCGGUUAAUUUGCCACCCUCCAUCACCCCUAAAUGGCAGCCUUCUCCAAGGCUAGGCAGGCCUUUAAGUCUCAGAACGCAUGGAACUCAAAGUUCGUUUAGUGGAGUAGGUGCAACAAGCAGCUCUUGCACCAGCAUGUAUGAGAAGACCUUUCCCAUCAAAGUGGUGCAGAGCCCAACACACAGUACCUCAUCAGGCCGCUUACCCAAGACCAGGCCCCGCUGCACAGCACAGGAGUCUGUUCGAGAGGAGGAGAAGGAGGUCUACAGGCAGCUUCUGACUAUGGUCUCUGGUGGUCAGUCGUCUUAUCUUCACAACGGCAGCUCACACACUAUUGUGAGGUCUCACAGAGAUUUCACCAGCUUCCUGACCACCAGCCGCAGACUGCUACAGUUCUCUUCUCCAACUGGGUCAGCAGCAGGAGAAACGUCAGAGGGGCCCAGCAGUCCCACCAGCCCCAGGGGAGUCUCUAGCCAGUGCUCCAGCAACCUUCCCAGUCCACUGGGGGCCCCUAGCAAGACAUGGUUCCUGGACAGGGACCUCAGUUCCAGCAGAGGAGCUACUCUCAUAUCAACUCCUUCUCCAUCAGCUCUGCAGGAUAACUCUUCUCAGGACACACAGUCAUCAGCUCAUGAUGGCGACUCUGUAAUUAUUGUAGAUGAGCAAAAAAGUAAAAAACAAGACAGCUCAAGUAUGCCAUGUUUCCAAGCUGAGUUAUGGAUCAAAGAAUUGACAAGUAUGUAUGACUCCCGGGCGAGGGAAAGACGGAGACAGAUAGAAGAGCAAGAAGCUCUGGCUGCUCAGCUGAUGCAGCAGCGCCUGUCUAACGAGGAGCAGCGUAGCCCAGAUGUCGAGGUCUGUGUUCGAGUUCCUUUGGAGAAAGAGCUUCCUUUGAGUCCCAUCAUAAAAGAAGAGGCGUCUUUGGAAGAGAAACCAGAAUUCCCUGAACUUACAGAGGAAAUGGAGGCUGAAGUGAACAGGGUGCUGAGAGGGGGCAAUCCUCAUGAAGUGUUAAGUGAAGGUUUUGGUCUCAGCCUUACACGUAAAGACUUGCAAACCCUGAGCAACCUCAACUGGCUCAAUGAUGAGGUGAUCAACUUCUACAUGAACCUGCUGGUUGAGCGCAGCAAGGAUUCCAACAUGCCAACGGUCAAUACGUUCAGCACUUUUUUCUAUCCCAAGCUGCGCAGCAGUGGCUAUUCUGCUGUCCGCCGCUGGACCAAAAAGAUGGACAUCUUUUCUAAAGACAUCUUGUUGGUUCCUGUCCACUUGGGGGUGCACUGGUGCCUUUCUGUGGUGGAUUUCCGCAAGAAGUCCAUCAUGUACUUUGAUUCUAUGGGAGGAAACAACGAUAAAGCAUGUGAAAUAUUGUUUGAAUACCUGCAACAGGAAAGUAAGGACAAAAAAGGCAAAGAACUGGAUACCUCAGGCUGGAUUCUGCACAGCAAAACACGCAAUGAGAUCCCUCAGCAAAUGAAUGGUAGCGACUGUGGAAUGUUCACAUGCAAAUAUGCAGAUUACAUUACCAAAGACAAACCAAUCACUUUCACACAGAAACAUAUGCCAUAUUUCAGAAAAAGGAUGGUUUGGGAGAUUGUAAACCACAAGCUGUUGUGAUGUGAGGAUGACAAUUGUGAAGUUGUACAGUUGCCUCACACAUGAUGAUGGUUGAGUUUUGCUCCCCGGGAAAAGACUCACAGAUGGGAGACUUGAAUUCUGGGAACAACUUUCACACCAGCUCAUCUGAUCAGGAACCAGCUCAGCGAUUUCCAUCCUUUUCAAUAAGUCCUCAGCUAAAAGUAGCUGAAAGGAUGUUGCUGGAGCAACAAAUCACUGCCUCCAACUUCUACAGUUUUUUUUGUGUGUGUCAGACAGCAGCUCAAACGCUUUGAUUUGUAUGGUCUAGUCAGAACUGUUUUUGAAAUUACACUUGUGCAAAUCAUACUCUGAGGUGGAAUGUUCAUUACAUGUUUUUGUGCCACAAUCUGUUGUCAUUGAUCACUCAUUGAUUAACAUGUACUGUGUUAUCAGUGAUUUGAUUUGUCAGUAAAAGUGAAAAAACUGUUUUAAAA